AUGAGUGCACACAAUAAUAAUAACAGCAGUACACCAUUAGCACACCAAACAGACACAUAUGUUAACCCAUUCGAGAUUGGUGGGGACUUGGAUAACUCACAUGAGCAUGGGGCAACUACUCUAUCCACGGCCUCCUCGUCGGGAGCUGGAGGAGGCGGUGGUCUUUCAGACCCUUUUGCCGAUCCUUUGACCUCGGAUAUAAUGCAGCCUCUUGAAGCUGAAUUUGUUGAUUUAUCGUCACCUAUGGAUUCCUCACAUAAGAACGUUCAAAGUAAUAGCGAUUCAUUACCAGGGCCAAAAAUGAGCUCAGUUAGUAGUAAUAGUACAUCAAUAAACAUUACAUCGCCACCAGUAGUGAGUGGAAAUAUCGGGAGUACGAGUAGAAGUGGUGGUAGUGGAGGUAACGCGAGUAUUGGGACUGGACGACCAUUGUUUGGUAGUAAUACUUUGGAUGAACCUGUAUCAGAAACGAUUCUUCGUGAUUUGAGAAAUAUUGCACUGAAAUUGCAACAAGUUCUUCAUCCGAAAGCAAGAAGAGAUGUACUCAAAGAUUGCAAUAUUCUGUGUAUAAAUACAGAGAAUGAACAAGAAGGAUAUGUAUUCACCGGUGUAUUUGUGAUUGUAUGGUGUGGAGCAGCGGUUGUUACGGUGAACGCAAAAUUGUUGGGUGGAAAUGUAUCAUUUUUUCAAAGUGUCUGUGUACUUGGAUACUGUAUCUUUCCAUUGGUGAUCGCUGCGUUGAUAUUCUUAUUUGUGAGUAAUAUCGUCAUACGAUUGCCGUUGGUGAUUCUGGCGUUUGGGUGGUCGUCGUAUGCACCAGUCAACUUUUUCUCUUCGUCACAUUUGGCAAAUAGACGUGCGCUUGCGGUGUACCCUCUCUUUCUGUUUUACUUUGUGAUUGCAUGGCUGGUUCUCAUUACUCGUCGAUAA
This is a messenger RNA of Ambispora gerdemannii, 930 nucleotides long. The record is from the annotation of a GenBank genome assembly. Lineage: Eukaryota; Fungi; Glomeromycota; Glomeromycetes; Archaeosporales; Ambisporaceae.